AUGCGGAGAUUUAUGUUCUUUUCCGAACAGCCUCCUAUUUCGAGCAAGGAUCUUUUAAGUAAAUAUAGCGCAUCCCAGCAGUCUCCCUUGUUUUCUGAGGAAUACGAAAAAAUACUGAAAGAUGACCCAAUAAGCUCGCAAAUAGAAAAUCCUGUUGAGAUCUCAGCUGAAAAAAAAGCCGUUCCCAUCCGAACCACCCGUGUAAAUGGCCUGGCAGAUGACUUCUACAGCAGCUUGCUCGACUGGCAGGGAAGCAGCAUCGUGUUUGCCCUCGAUGAGAGAAUUUUUGUGCAGAACUUUUUAACUGGAAAAACGUGUUUGCUUGCCAGACUAAGCAGUGCGUACAUAACAUCUGUCAAAAUAUCUCCAACAGACAACACGGUGUGCGUGGGAACAUGCACAGGAGACAUAGCUAUUAUAGACAUGGAGGGAAAGAUAGUGGCCAAAAGACACUUGCACAAGUCCCGAAUAGGCGCGAUGGAGUGGAACGGCAAACAGGCACUCACGGGGAGCAGAGACAGAACAGUUAAGACAAUAGACAUAAGAAUCCUGGAGGAAACAAGGAGCAUAUCCGUGCACACACAGGAGGUCUGCGGCCUGGCUCUUUCUCCCUCAAAAGAGUAUUUAGCCACGGGAGGAAAUGAUAACAAAGUUUUUAUAGUUGACAACCGAUCAGGAAACCCACUGCACACUCUUUCAGCGCACAAGGCUGCUGUGAAGGCAAUGAGUUGGUGUCCGGAGAAGCUAGACAGUCUCGCAACAGGCGGAGGCACUGCAGAUAGAACAGUAAAGAUAUGGAAAACCUCUGGGUCUAAAGAGCAGAUGGUAGACUCCAUAGACUACGGCUCGCAGGUCUGCAAUCUCCGGUGGACAAAGAGAAACGAGCUCAUAACAACACACGGAUACACGCAAAAUGAUGUGCGCAUGCUGGACAUAGCAAAGAACAAACAGAAGCACGUCUUCGAAGGGCACAAGAACAGAGUGAUCCACUUUGGAAUGAGCACAGACGAAGAGUACUUUGCAACAGGCUCGGGCGAUGAAACAAUAUGUGUCUGGAGAGCACAGGAAAAUGAUUUGGCAAACUUUCUGGUUAGGUAG
Molecule: messenger RNA, 1098 nt
Organism: Nematocida minor
Lineage: Eukaryota; Fungi; Microsporidia
Product: cell division cycle 20-like protein 1, cofactor of APC complex
Exons: 1
Coding region: 1-1098 (365 amino acids)
Biological process (GO): positive regulation of anaphase-promoting complex-dependent catabolic process; positive regulation of ubiquitin protein ligase activity; anaphase-promoting complex-dependent catabolic process
Cellular component (GO): anaphase-promoting complex
Molecular function (GO): ubiquitin ligase activator activity; anaphase-promoting complex binding; protein binding
Source: RefSeq, a predicted model, not a curated record